Molecule: messenger RNA, 1174 nt
Organism: Vitis riparia (riverbank grape)
Lineage: Eukaryota; Viridiplantae; Streptophyta; Magnoliopsida; Vitales; Vitaceae
Product: soluble inorganic pyrophosphatase 6, chloroplastic-like
Exons: 6
Coding region: 98-955 (285 amino acids)
Biological process (GO): phosphate-containing compound metabolic process
Cellular component (GO): cytoplasm
Molecular function (GO): inorganic diphosphate phosphatase activity; magnesium ion binding
Source: RefSeq, a predicted model, not a curated record
GCUGCCCUCUUAUCAGAAUCCCUCCUUUACUUCACCCUGUAACCACUGCCGGAGCCUAUCAGGAUUCAGAACUCACCAUUUCUUCGCCGGUCCAGCCAUGGCCGCCGCGCGACUCGCCGUCAUCGCCAAUCCGUUCCUCUCCUUGAACCGGAUAUCUCAAGUUCGCAGUCUACGCUGCAACAAUGGAGUCUCACUGUCAGUCUCAAAAAGGCUAUUCACUUGCAGGGCUCUCCACAACCCUCAGCUCCACGUCAAAGAGCAAGGACAGCCUGAAACUCUUGACUACAGAGUCUUCUUCCUUGAUUCGUCUGGAAAAACGGUUUCCCCUUGGCAUGAUCUACCACUGCACUUGGGUGAUGGCGUUUUCAAUUUUAUUGCGGAAAUACCCAAAGAAUCAAGUGCAAAGAUGGAGGUUGCAACUGAUGAGCCAUACACUCCAAUAAAGCAGGAUACAAAAAAGGGAAAGCUUCGAUACUAUCCCUACAACAUAAAUUGGAAUUAUGGAUUGCUUCCACAAACAUGGGAAGACCCAUCUUUAGCAAACUCUGAAGUUGAAGGGGCAUUUGGUGAUAAUGAUCCAGUUGAUGUUGUUGAGAUUGGAGAAAGUCGAGCAAAGAUUGGCCAGAUUCUCAGGGUCAAGCCUCUGGGUGCUUUAGCUAUGAUUGAUGAGGGGGAACUUGACUGGAAAAUAGUUGCAAUUUCAUUGGAUGAUCCAAGGGCUUCCCUUGUGAAUGAUGUUGAUGAUGUUGAGAAGCAUUUCCCGGGCACUCUUACUGCAAUUAGAGACUGGUUUAGAGACUAUAAGAUCCCUGAUGGAAAACCAGCUAACAAGUUCGGUCUGGGCAACAAGGCAGCAAACAAGGAUUAUGCCCUCAAGGUAAUUAAUGAGACUAAUGAGUCUUGGGCUAAACUUGUCAAGAGAUCGAUUCCUGCUGGAGAGCUAUCACUUGUGUAAAUAUGAUUUGAAGAGUCGACCUGCGGCUGUUACUGCUGGGUACUCAGUGACACAUAAAGAGGUUUUACUUCUGGUGUAGUCCUGGUAUUAUUAUUAGUUGACAUGAACUUUAUUUUUCACAAUUUUGAGCUAGAACAUACUCUAAUUGCAGUCUGUCUUUAUUCUUGCACUCAUCAUUAUGAAAUAAAGCUUUUUCUUUUUUUGGUUUUCAAAUUAGAA